AGAAAACAAAGAUAUUGUUUUGAACAAUAAACUGCCUUCUGAAUCUUCUCCAGUAUCUUGCAGGUUGAAGCCAGGUGAUUGGGUCCUGAUUCGAGUUCUCCAUAGAAAGAAUUGGAGCUCGCCCCGCUGGGAAGGUCCCUACCAAGUGCUCAUCACCACACCAACCGCCUGUAAGAUAGCAGAAAGACCAUCUUGGAUUCACCAAAGCCACUGCAAGAAAGUGAGUGACAGCCCAGACUCAUAGACUCCAGCACCCCUACCUUCUGGUGAUCUACCUGGUGAAGAGAGGGCUGAUUGGGUAUAUCCCGCCCUCUACUUCUCGCCAGUAGUCUACUCACCCGAGGAUCUAGGUGUGUUUGGCUGUCAUGAAGACACUCGCCGUCCUAGCAGCUGUCCUCCUGCUCCUAGCAGGACUCCUCGCACUUUUCGAGGACAAUAAAGAACAAAACACAAGCCAAACGUGCCGCCAGCUUUUCGGGCGUUGGCUAUCAGCAUAAUAAAAUCAUCAUCAACGAGACAAGCUCAUCUACCAUCUACUCGCUUAACUUCCUUAGUAUCUUUCAGGGACCACCCCAACACGAGAUAAUCACCAUUGAAGACGCUGGACUUGACAAUGGAACGUGUGACCAACUUUUCUGGAUCAACUUCAACGUGAUGAACCGGAACACAUCCAUUCACUUCCCAGUGUUCUUGGACCAAACCCCAGGGAAGAACCACUCCAUGUGCUACCGGCAAGACAACGGUAACAGACCGCUUGGAAACACCACUAAUUGUAAUCAGACCGCUGGAAACGGAGAAGGUGCCCCUGUGAACACAGCCAACCCCUCUAAUGGCACCUACUGGGUGCAAGGAAUGGCCCGGCUAUGUGGACAACGUGCUUAUUUCAUACUACCUCCAGGGUGGACCGGAGUUUGCGCUCCCAUCUUCAUCUCAGAUCACACCUUCAAAAUAACUACAGGAAACGCCACAAGGACCCGACGACGACGAGACGUCUCUGCAGUACAACCACAUGACCCUAUCUGGGGAUCAGAUGUUCCACAGGAAUUUAAGCUUUGGACAACCGGCCAGAAAGUGACCCACGCCCUGUUUCCCUGGGUAGGAGUCGGAAAACAUGCUUUACGAAUUGAAACUCUGGACUACCGUUUUGGACUGUUCCUGAAUGCAUCCUGUAACAUAAACGAUAAACAGAAUCAAGAAAUUGACGCUCUGCGCAUUGCAGUAAUGCAACACAGGGUGGCGUUAGACAUGAUCCUCGCUGAAAAGGGAGGACCAUGUGUCCUCUUUAACAACACAUGCUGUACAUACAUUCCAGAUAAUGUACACUCAUCCAAUAUGACUGAUGCUCUGAACACACUGAGACAACUCAGGGCUGCACAACAACAAGACUAUGUCACAAACACUGAAGAUUGGCUUACAUGGUUGAUAAGCGGCUCAUGGAAGUCCCUUUUGAUUAAAGGAUUAGUUUUUGUGGGAGUUUUACUGUUACUGCUUUGCUGUUUUACCACAUGUAUUCUUCCCUGCAUACAGUCCAUGAUAAACAAGGUGAUCGCAGUCCGUGUACAGGCAUAUUUGACUCUGCCCAUGGACGAAGACGAAGAUGACCCUCCUAAAGAUGACUUAAUUACAACAUCAUAAUGUUGUAAUUGAUCUGUGAAUGACAUGCUGAUCAUUCCUAAUCUUCUCCAUCCUCAUCACUCAGAGCAGUUACUAGGCACCCAAUGCCAACCAAGAACUGAAUUUAAAUACAAAACCUGUUUAGAAAUCAUUCUUCAUGGCAAUAAAAUCAUUACCAUGUACUUUUUAAAAUGAUCCUCUCUUUAAAUAACUGUGUAAAAUGUAUUCAAAUUGCUACAUCAGAGUAAUAGUGACUGGAAAGCAUAAACUUUCCUCACUGUAUUUGUGUGUGUGUGUUUUCAUGUGCACCUGCAGGGUUUGUUCUUAGUCGAGCUGCCCCACAAACUCACCAGGCCCUCAUGACUGAUCAGCAACUGGUGAAGAAACACCAGUACACAGGUGCACCUGCUCGAGCUGUAAAAAUAAGUGGCCCAUUUAGCCAUGCAAAGAUCAAUUACCGCAACUGGCUCAGAGACCGCUCGGGUCUGCACAGUCUGCUUCUCCAGUGAUACACUUCAGUGCUGCUGACAGGACCACGGCUUUGAUUAUUUGUGCGACGGGAGCCCAAGUUUGUGUUCUCAAAUCGGCACAGAGCUGCGCAAACUUCAUUCCCACUUUGAUUUGAACCACACUGUUAUAAAAUCAGGUCUAGAGGCGUGUGACCUACAUGCAACUUAACUCAAACUCGUCAGUGUUUCCAUGACAAUGGAUAAAUCCUACGUUGUUCACCUGAGAAUACCAGCCCUGGGACCAGGGGGGGUGAUGAGGCUGAUGGGUGUUUGUGCUGUAAGGAAAAUAUGCCAAGAGCAAACUAAACAAGUUUGGUUCAUGAGAUCUGUUUGUGAUCUGACAGACCACGCCGUGGUUUAUUUAUUUAUUUAUUUUAAAUCUAAUGACUGAUGGAAAUAAUGUGAUUAAAAAAAAAAUCCACACUCUUUCAUUAUUCACUUGUAUAAGGCAGAAUAAGGGAAACAAAGAUUUCAUUAGGCUUUUGACUGAGUACAGUAAAGACUGACCUGGAUUCAACCUCCAGUGUGGAGCUAUCAUUGCCUCUAUGUGUUACUGGAACUGAGAGUGCUUUAUUAUUAUGUUCAUUAUGCAGGUCUGAAGCAUAUUCACUAACUGGAACAGGGAGGUUGGAGAACAGCUACUUAAGAAAGAAAAAAAAAAUCAUGCAUCUUGUGUAUGUUCAGCCUUUUGUUUCUGUCGGGUGGGUGAACAACGCCUCUCUUCCCCACUCACACAGUUUGUGUUGGCUGCCAACAGAUAUUUUGUACUGCAUCUCAUCCUUCGUGUUUGCUCUCUCUCUUCCUUGAUCACUGCUGUAUGAAGCAAGCUUGUCUCGGGGCUUUGCAAAGUUUACACCCUAACUACUCUGACUUUGUUUCUCCCUGCUGUCUUUAACAAAAGAAUUUAACAAGGAGCACAUUACAAGCUACCACCAGUACACCAGUAUAGAGUAUUGCUGGGUUAUUACUGCAUAACAGCAGUAAUAGUUUUGUUUAACAGAGCUUUGAGUAAAAAUCGUGUGCCCUUAUCCACACAGGGAUAACCACAACAUGGUGAAACACCGGAAAUGAAAGUGUAGUGUGCUGAUCAGCAAUGAGCUGAGAAUCUUAAAGGUGAUCAAACCCUUGUAUGUUCCUCAGUGCAGUCGAGCCUGGCCCACUUUAUCCUGCUGCAGAGAAGGGCCCUUUAAAUAACUCGCUGGGUAUCAAGUAUAGGCCGGGCACUGGACACACUUUGUCCUGAUAGCACACUCCACAUCCCCAUCUGGGGCCGCCAUCCCCUAACUGAACCCAUAACCUAUUUACAGGUCUGACAUCAUAGUAAGACUUCAUAGUGUACAUGUACAGUAAUAAUUAUGAGCACUUAGAGUGCUAAGAUCUGUAGUGCUUGUGUUUGUCUGUAGUCUGGCCAAUUCUUCAUGAAUGUUGUUGUUGUUUUUUUUUUAUUUUUGCGUGCAAUAUCUUGCAUGCAAAGCAGUGAUUCACGUGCAAGAUGCUUGCACCCAAAACAGAUCCAGUGGGACUAACACUCACAAAGGUCAAAUAUUAUUUCCUCUUAUAUUUAGAAAACUGAUACCAAAGUCAUCUCGCCUUAGCUUCCUUGCAGGCCAUCAUAGUGGCUUGUUGCACGUAAACCUUCCACCGAUCCCUCUGCUCUGUGACCUUCUGCAGUGAAUCUGGGUUAGGCUAGCACUGGAAAUGAUAAUCCUGUUUUUGUCUUGUUUAAGAAUUACAAAGUGCUGGACAGCUACACGCAGCUUGUAGAUAACCCAUGUUCAGUCCAACCAUGCAAUUUUUAAUUUUCAUUCUUACUGGUCAUGUAUACACACACACACACACACACACACACACACACGUAAAUUGUGUUUAAACACAUUGUGUUUUUUAGUUUUUUGCACCACGGUGCCUUAAUUUCACAUAAUCACAAUAUUUGUCAUUUUUUUUUAUUCUUGUACAAGCGCAAGUUUACCCCUGUGUUGCAUCAUCUUCCCUUUCAGUAGCACUCUGCAAAUUUUGAGGAACUUGGAGGAGCAGCUGCUGUGGUUUUGGAAGCCAAAUGUUUUGCAGUUCUUGCUUGUUAUAGGAUUUCAGCUGCCCGGCAGAUAUGGGCUUCCUUUGUUCUGUCUUUUUUUUCAUAAUCUCUAAAUGUUUUCACUUGCUCACAUCUGUGGACUACAGGCAGACUGCUGAGCCUUUUUCCCCCCACAAAGCCACACUUUGUAAUACGUGAAAAUUCCAGUUUAGCAUUGCCCUUAAAUAAGUGAGGCCUUACCUGAAAAGAUACCCUCUGGAUGACAGCAUGUGUUGCUCUAAAAUUGGCAUAUAUUCAAUAAUUAGAUGUUCACAUAGGUGCAGGCUAUCACUGCCUUGGGCACUAAUGCACCCCUCAUAACAUGCUGGCUUUUAACCUAUAACCUCCACAGACUCUCCUCCUACAGAGGAUGCAGCGACCAGAAUUACCAGAAUUUCAGAUUUUCCUAGUCAGACCAUAAGAGGUCAUGCAGUCAUGAAAGUCAGUGCUGCUUUUCAGGUUUCUCUGAUUCUUUUAAUGACACAGAAAAAAUAAACCCCCCAAUUUCCAGAAGUAGAUUUUUUUUUUUUUAAAGCCAUCCAAAUCAUUUAAACCAUUUGUCAGUCUGAACAUCAGAUAUUCUUUUUUUGAACUAUAAAAAUGCCUUAAAUGAUUUGAAGACCAGUCUAUUUUUAUUUAGAACAAAAACUGGCAUUGAAUUUUUUGUAGAUAUGUUUAUGCAAUAUAGCAGCAUGGUUGCUGUGGUUAGCAGUGCUGCUGCCGAACAAUAGUGUCCUGGCUUUGAACCCAGUCUGUGUGGUAUCACUCCGGUUACUCCAGCUUUCUCCCACAAUCACAACACCAGUCGUGUGAAGGCAUUUUAUAUUGUAAGAUAACAACCUUACAAACUCAUAUGUAUAUAUGACUCAUCAUAUGACCGUCAUUUCAAAAUGCUGCUUUGUCUAAUCAUGGUUACACACCCUUAAAAACAUUGAUAUUCCUGUUGGCAUUAGCGGUUUGAGUUCAGUUGCUAAGUAAUGAAUGAUAUCACGCUAACACACUGAAUUGAAAUGUUAACUAUUGUAAGAAAUUUGCAACAUAGUCUCAUUUCAACUUUGUUGGCAUGCUGAUGCCAUCCAUGGGUAUAACUGCUUUAAGCUUCUAGCGCAGCCUUUAACAACUUCUCAGUGGCGUUGCAAUGUUUAAGAUGCUCACAGACUUCCUCAUUCACUCAGGAACGCACACAAAAAUCAGAAACUGCCUACAUGGUCUUUUCAAAGUCCAGCAUAUUCAACAAGAGCUGCUCUGCUUUCUCACUGAGUAAAAAUGGAGACCACCCACUCUGUGAUCUGCUAGAUUUUAGUUAGAAAAUAGGGCAUACAUAUGAAGUAUAAUCUAUAUUUGGAAAUAAAAAGUUUACUCAUGUA
Molecule: messenger RNA, 5561 nt
Organism: Oreochromis niloticus (Nile tilapia)
Lineage: Eukaryota; Metazoa; Chordata; Actinopteri; Cichliformes; Cichlidae
Product: syncytin-A-like
Exons: 2
Coding region: 655-1635 (326 amino acids)
Source: RefSeq, a predicted model, not a curated record